This is a messenger RNA of Dermacentor albipictus, 9416 nucleotides long. It is a transcript of the gene Arms, whose product is annotated as Ankyrin repeat-rich membrane spanning. Lineage: Eukaryota; Metazoa; Arthropoda; Arachnida; Ixodida; Ixodidae. Gene Ontology annotation, molecular function: protein kinase regulator activity; PDZ domain binding. The record is from RefSeq and is a predicted model, not a curated record.
UUUGGGCUCAGUCGGGAGGAGUCGGGAGAUGGCGGCGGCCAACGACUUCACCCGACCACCGUUAAGAUGUGACGAUGUGUGACGGUUGUAGGUGUUCUGUGAUGUACUACUUUGCAGGCUCGUCUGUGUUCUUUUUUGUAGUGGUUGGGAGGUCUUGCCUUUUGUAUGCGUUAAUCAAAAACGACUUGAAAUACAGAGUUUUGUUGCUUCAACUUGCUGCUCAUACGCGUUGCGGAUAGGUAAUAUGACGUCUGCAUUUUCAAGUGCUGUUGCUCUAAUAAAUGCUGGAGACCUACAUUCUCUUGAAAGGUCUCUCAAUAACAAGCAUGUGAGCCCUGAUGAACGGGACGAGAAUGGCCAGACAUUGCUGAUGAUAGCUGCUCAGUGUGGACAACUUCCCAUUGUUGAAGAACUGAUUAGGCAAGGAGCUGAUGUCCACCUAGAGGACCUUGACAAUUGGACAGCACUGCUGAACGCUGCUAAGGAAGGAUAUACAGACAUUGUUUCAGAACUUGUUUUGCACAAUGCAGAUAUUGAGCAUCGAGAUAUGGGUGGGUGGACUGCCCUUAUGUGGGCAUGUUACAAGGGCCACACAGAGACUGCCAAGUAUUUGCUGGAGCAGGGGGCUUUCCCAAAUGUGCACGACCUGAACCACAUGUCCUGCCUUAUCUGGGCAGCAGGCCGGGGCCACCAGAGCAUCGUGGGUGACUUACUCAGUUACGGUGCUAAAGUCAACUCUGGUGACAAGUAUGGAACUACUCCAUUGGUUUGGUCAUGCCGUCGAGGGUUCACAGGCAUUGUUGAGAUGCUGCUUGAAGCAGGUGCAAACGUUGACACUGCAGGGAUGUAUUCAUGGACGGCUUUGAUAAUAGCCACAAAGGGGAACUACUCUGACAUUGUCAGCAUGCUGCUGGAAUACAAGCCAAAUGUUAAUGCUGUCGAUGCUGAUGGUUACACUGCAUUGGCCAUUGCCUGCAAAGAAGGGUUUACUGAUAUCGCUGUCUCCUUGUUGAACGCUGGGGCCUAUGUCAACAUGCACGAUCGCAGCGGAGACACGAAUCUGAUCCAUGCAGCGAAAGCUGGGAAUUUUUCUAUUGUGGAUGUCUUGCUGAAAAAGUAUGCUGACAUUGAUGUACAAGGCAUGGACAGGAAAACUGCUCUUUAUUGGGCAGUAGAGAAAGGGUACACUGACAUUGUACGCACCAUUCUGAAUGCCAAUCCAAAUCUCGAGUUGGCGACAAAAGAUGGAGACACUCCACUGAUGAAAGCAACGAGGAUACGUAAUACGGAGAUAGUACAGAUGUUGAUUGAUAAGAAAGCAAAAGUUUCUGCAACAGACAAGAGAGGAGACACAGCACUGCACAUAGCAAUGAGAGCACGAAGCAAGGGUAUAGUGGAGAUACUCUUGCGCAAUCCAAAGAACAGUCAACUUUUGUACAGACCAAAUCGGAGCAAUGAGACACCCUACAACAUUGACACAAGCCACCAGAAAAGCAUUCUUGCUCAAAUAUUUGGUGCUCGUCGUUUGAACACCAAUGAGGACAACGAAAACAUGCUGGGCUACGACUUGUACAGUAGUGCAUUGGCAGACAUCUUGAGUGAACCAUCUUUGUCUAUGCCAAUUUCAGUGGGCCUGUAUGCACGAUGGGGAAGCGGCAAGUCUUUUCUUCUUGGCAAGCUUGAAGAGGACAUGCGAAGCUUUGCAGUCCAGUGGCUGGAACCAACGUUUUCCUUCACCUGGGUCCUGUUUUGCCUGGUAUCGUUCAGUUCAAGCAUGCUAGGCUACUGCAUCCUUCUGGCAUCGGGACAGUGGUUGCUGGGGCUCAGCUUGGGAGCUGGCUCCUUCCUGCUCACCUACUGCAUUCUUUACAUCAUUAGGUAUGGCAGCACUCAUCAUGAUUGGAAUUGGGCUUAUAAAUUCUGCAUGAGGAUGGAGCACAUGCUCACUUCUUUUAAGACUGUUCUUCAAGUUAUAUUUUGCCACCCUCCAGCUACAAACAAGGACUUUGGUUCUAGUCCUGUCAGGUUCAUAUUUACAGAGCAAAACAAAGUGAGCAGCUCUGGUAUUGGGGAUGCUUCAAUUGCAUAUAUUAUCAUUUCAUUGUUUUCCGCCAUUGAAGAUGAAUUUGGCUUCUUUACAACAAGAUUCUACCGUGUUUUUCAACCGAAACCAGUGGCCUCUUCCAGCUGGACAUGGCGACGGCUCUGUUGUGUACCAAACUUCGCCAUCUUCCUGGUGACUUUUAUGUGCCUGCUGGGUGCUGUGGGGGUGCUGGUGGAUAUGCUGACAGGGCACCAGCAAGAAGGUGUCAGCGGCAGUCACACGCAGCCCGUUCUCAUUGCACUGGCCAGCGUGGUGGCCGUUGUUCUGCUGACCAACCUUUAUACCUGGGUGCGCAUGGUCCUGUCACUGUUCCGUUCCCAUCACCGCCGUAUCCACAGCUACUUGGCCCACGUGGAUGCCACCUCGGGUGGUUACAUGGAGGCCCUCAAGGGAGAGAUUGAACUUAUUAGUGCCAUGGUGCACUGCCUUGAUGCCUUCGUUCGCAAGCAAACCCGUCUGGUUUUGAUUGUGGAUGGCCUGGAUAGCUGUGAACAGGACAAGGUUUUACGCGUCCUAGAUGCUGUUUACGUGCUUUUCUCAGACCCUGGACAUCCCUUUGUCACAAUUUUGGCUUUGGAUCCACAUAUAAUUAUUAAGGCAAUUGAGGCCAACCUACACAGGGCUUUCCAGAAUACAACUGUGCGGGGUCAUGACUACCUACGCAACAUUGUGCACCUGCCCUUCUACUUGCAAAACAGUGGGCUUCGGAAAGUCAGGGCAGCACAACAGACAGCUGUAGGGCUGAAACGAAGUGGCAGCCACUGGUGUGAGAAAGAGGAAGUGGAGAAAGCUGCUCAGGGCAUUGUCAGCACAGGCCCUGACAGACCAGGGAAUCGGCGUGUGUCGAACUCAAGUAUGUCAAUUCCCGAGUCAUUCCGGAAGCCUUCACAGCAACGUAAAGGCAAUCAAAAGCUGAAGGCAAGUGAAAGUGUGGCUUCAAGCAUGAGUAACCUUCAUCGAGGAGUCACAGGAGCCCAAGAUUUGACUAAAGUACUUUUGACUGAUGAUUACUUUAGCGACAUCAAUCCUCGUUCCAUGCGCCGGCUCAUGAACAUUGUUUAUGUAACAGGGCGUCUGUUGAAGGCAUUUAACAUAGAUUUCAACUGGUACCAUUUGGCUUCAUGGGUCAACAUUACAGAGCAGUGGCCUUACCACACUUCGUGGAUCAUUUUGUAUUAUGAGUUGCAUGAAAAUGAAAUUGAUGAUUCAGCAUCACUGAGGUCAAUCUUUGAAAAAAUCAAAGGAAAAGUGCCCACAGGAAAAGAUCUGCAGCCACUUUAUGAUGUUGACCAUGAUGUCAGAAAGUUUGAAAUAUUUCUGAGCUUCCACUCGGCAUCACUGUUGAUCAGUGACCUCAAGAUUUUUGUGCCCUUCACUAUUAACCUUGACCCGUAUAUUCGAAGAGUGAUUCAAGAGCGGUAUCAAUCCCAGUCUGAAAGCGAUAGGCUUAUUCAGAAGUGUGGAUCUGGGCCAUUUGUGCCGCCAGCGCCACCACUGGGUCCAGUAGGCAUGAUGGGCCCAACAGGCACGCCAUGGACUCCAUUGAAAGCCGAACUGUUGUACCCACAAGCUCCAUCAACACCUGUGAUGUCUUCAGAGCCUUACCAGCAGCAACCAUACCAUGUAUGGUGGUCUGUUGGCUCACCGGGAACAUCUAGCACAAUGCCUGUAGCACCGAUAACACCUUUAGUGCGUGUUUGGAAUGAACCAUUUACUGGCAAGCUAAGCUCCCUGUCUGUAGAGGGCGUGUCAAACUUUCUUGAAGGCCUUGAGGGUAUUGACAAGUCACGGGUGCCUGACUAUCAAAGCACACUGACGCGACACAACAUUCAUGGACAAGUUCUGUUGACAUGCAAUAUCUCUGAACUGCGGGAUGUGCUCUCUAUGACCUUUGGUGACUGGGAAAUCUUCAAGAUGGCUAUCUUGUCUUUACGUGAACAAGAGUUUCAACGUACACAGCCUACUACUUCAGCAGAAGACUUGCCUCCCAUGCCCUUUGCACGAGAUCGUACACACUCGGUAUCUGCAACAGCUCCAGGUGAUCAUACAGAUUCAAAAGCAAAAGAUAAGACAAGUGAUAGCUCAGAGAAGUCAGAAAAGGUGGCCUCUUCACACUCUCAGUCAACUGCAAGACGACCAAACUCAUCACUCGAAAAACAGGUGACUAUGGAGGAGAGCUUGAUUGUUGGUGCCUUGGAGACCCUUAGUGAAGAAGCCAUGGAGGAUACGCUUGAUGAAAGUGUAGCCCCACAUGCUGGAUUUCACCAUUCGCAGGUGUUGAGCCCAAUCUUGUCUGAUCCUGGUGAGGGAGAGGAAACAAGUGGGACAACAGUGCGUACAACGGGGGAUAAUGAGGUUGAUGUUGUCUACCUCAAAAUGCCUCAUGGGUCCCCAAAGUACAACUACUCACCGCUGUCAGCAUCUGUUCCGGACUAUGAAUGGGGUGUGCAAGGACCAAGCGCCACAGUGUGCUGCAGCACUGAUCUGCCACUUGAAAGCUAUGGUGUGUCAGCACCACCUUCAAUUGCUUCAAGCCCCAAUGCUCCACCGCCAGGGUCAUUCGACACUGCCUCCUUCAUGGGUACAUUGGAUGCAGCCAGCCAGAAGCCACGCAACAAGCAUCUUGAUUCGGUCGUGGCACAGGAAGGCAUGUCUCGCCGGGGCAGCCUGUCACGAGAUGCAGCUGAGAGCAAUCUGAUUGACCACUGGAAAGGUCUGGGCGGUUCUGACUUGCAGCAGGAGCGCCACAGGCUGGAGACUUUAUCACUCUACAAUGAUGCAGCAGAGGAUGAGAAUUCCCCGCUUAUUGAGGUUACAAGGCCCAUGUUUCUUGCAACGAUGGCAUCGAGGGAUGCAGAAAGCUCGUCGCGUAGAGAAAGGGAGUUCAUUCAAUCUUUUAAGCUUUCUCGUGGCGCUAGGAGGUUCAACAUUGAACGCCAGUUCUCUGUGGACGAGCGGUCUGACAUUGACCCCGAGGAGCACAGGUUGGACGGGGCGAAAUCCACGUCAACGGCAUCCCUCACAAUGCUCAAGAAUAGUGCGGAUGGGGCGACAGAGACAUCAAGCCCAGCCACAGCACUUACUCCCCUGUCAUCAUCAUCAGGGAGGUCCCCUGAGGCAGAUGCGAAAGUGCGCCGCAGCUCUGUCCCUUCAGCGCAGCCUGAUGAGCAGAGGAGCCCAGAAGAUGGUGUGGUACCCUCACAAAGUACACCUUUUAAGCUUCCAGAACUGUCAAGCCGCACCUUUUUGCGGCAAUUGACUGAGCAAGAGCAGAAAGCUGGCCAGCCAUCACGUGAGGGAACAUCAUCUGACACUGUUGUCAUUGCUGGUAAGGCCACUGAUGCCAAGCAUCUCUUCUCAAGCUCCGAGACUGUUAUCUAGGCUGACAAGUCCUGGCAAAAUAUUGUUUUUUCAGGUACAUGUCUUUGGCUUGGUGUUUUGCUUUCAAAGCUAAUGCAAGUGAAAGCUCUCAGUAAGGGCAACAUUUUCAUUAUGCAUAUAGUUUAUAGGGAACAAAGAUUAUCAGGCCUUCAAUAAGUUUUGUAUGAAAGGCCACACAUAGUAUUUUUCUAGUCUAGCAUUUCAAUCUCAUAAUGUGUGCUUCGCCACAUUAGGAAAAUGCUGUCAUGUUACCUUAUAGUGGGCAUUUUGUUGCUAAAUAGCAGCUGCUUUGUUGACUCUGAUCUUUAUAUUAUUCAGAGAAUAGAUAUUGCACUUGUUGCCAAGUAAACUAGAAAACAAAAAUUAAUGAUAUGCUGUUCACAAGUAACCACCAUUCAAAUCUAAGUUGAGACACAAAAAUGGUAUUUUGUUCUGUUCCAAGGUGUUUGAAUCAACUUCGGCACAAGUAAAGAUUUUUUUUUCUUCAAUGAUAGUAAAACUUUGCAACAUGUAGAACUAAUUUGUGCGUCUACAUUUGAAAAUGUUUGGUUUUAUCCAAUGACUAAUUUGCAUCUUGUUUUUUCCCCAGUUACUAUUCACAUGAAAUCAGUGUUUUUUGGUGAAUGAUUUGUUUACACAAAGGGUUUCUGAAUACCUUGACUGUUUGUUUCCGUAACAGUUUACCUUUCUUUCCAGUGAUUUCGACUCAUAUCUCUUGUGGCUGUUGGUUGCAUUUUUGUAUCACUUGAAAGUGAUUGUGCUUAUAAACAAUGCACAGAACAUGUUGUUAGGGCAGCACUAUUAUCAGACAUAUGAAAUGAUUGUAUACUGUUCACUUCAUUUUACUUCGGGUUCUUUUAAUUAAGAAGUAGACAGUUAUUUUCACUAUAGAUUGCAGCAUUCGAGCUACUUCCACUAAUAAAUUUUCGACUUGUUCUCUUUUGGGCCCAUGUCACAGUCGCGACUUUGAAGCUGGCCUGUAAUGAAAGCAUGAGCAGAAAUCUUGAAACUAGCUCUGGUUUUAAAAUAUCAGUCUCCAAAAUAGGCUAUGAGGUGCAUUGACAUUCCAGAUGAUAAUUUCCCCAACACCACCCUUGUAGUCUGCAGGACAAAACUAAUUGGAAUGCCAAUGCAUUUACUAUUUCAGGGAGGGAUAUGUCAAAACUGUGACUAGUAUCAGUAUUUCUGAUGAUUGGAUGCAUAUCCACUACCUGUCUUCAUUUCUGCAAUUGCAACUGCUGCCCUUAAAUCUAGAAUGGAGAACAUUGUUAAUUAUCUGUCUGAACACUGCAACUUAUCGUGCAAGUGAUGUCAAUUUUUUCUACUAAUGCCGCUGAACAUGCAGAUAUGAUACAGGUGUUCCAUUAAUCAUAUAUCAUAAGAUGAAGUCAAACCUUAAUGUAACUAACAUGGAUAUAAUCAAGUAAAUCUGAAAUUUAAUUGACCGUGCUGUUAUUCAGUGAGUAAUCUGCUGCUAUUACAAAACUGAAAAUGCGAGAAGAAAGGUGGUAUUGGUUACAUGAAGCAAAUAUUUGUUACCUUGUAGCUCAAAGUAAGCAUUCUAGUAACAGCAAUGUCAGAUACAUGGCAAAAGCAACUUUAAAUGCCAUAUCUUUAAUGUAUGUGUGCAUUUUGGCUACAGCUUUACUUGGGUGACAUGAUUUUUAAUAACUUUACAGAGACGUUACAGCGACUUAAAGGGACACUAAUGGCAAAUGCUGAGUCGAUGUGGACUGUUUAAAUACCAUUCAAAAACCUCGCAACGCUUGUUUUGUGCCAAGAAUAGACUUAGUUUACGAGAAAAUUGCAUCUCAGGGGUCCGAAUACCUUUUUCGUAGUUCAAAUAUCCCGCCACCCAACCGGGGGGAGUGGUGACGUCGGAUAUGCCAUCACUGCCCCUUGCUGCCAUCUGUGAGUAAAACGGUACCUGACAGAUGGCGGUACAGUUUUUUGCCCAAAAUGCAAACAUGUGGCUAUGGUGAAACCAAAGAGUUUAGUUAAGACAGGUUGACAUUUAAUCGUUAUAAUAGUGUAAAUGUGGAUGUAGCCUUGUAAGUGAUUGCGAACAAUUUAAACCAAUAAAAAAAUUGAUCAGAGAGAAUACCCAAAAGGAUACAUCGGGCUCCAUAGAAAAUGUAUGGAGUAGCUUAUAAUAGGGGUGCACCAACCGAAAUUUGGGGGUGGGCUAACCAAAAUUUGGCGAUGGACCAACUUGAAAUAUCGGGGUGGGCUAAAUUAAAUUUGGGGGUUGGCCAGCUUGAAAUUUGGGGAUGGGCAAACUACAAUUUUUUUCAAGUUGACCCACCUGCAAAUUUGCCCACCUGCACCCGCCUGUUGGCCCACCUGCACCGCAUGGAAGUUGAAUUCUCUGCUACUUCUAAUUUAUGCGAGUUUCGCGAGCCAGCAAAACCAGCGCAGCAUUUCGCGAUAACAAAAGUACUGAAAUGCAAAAGCGCAGGCGGCACAGAGUCAAGCAAAAACGAAACCUUUCGACUGCCUGCACUGUCAAGGGUAAUCUCAAUGAGGCCUUUAUUUUUUUCUAAAGAUGAGAUAGAACUGGACAAGUAGCAUUUUAUUUCAUUUUGUAAUGCAAUAAUACUGCGAUGUUUUUGUAACGAGUGGUUGAGUACUAGUGACAGAAUUUAACUAAGGAGUGCCUUCGUCAUCGAGCAAGUACUUGAAUGUCCCAGGGGAGUCUAUAAUCAUGUCCUGCAUUUACCUCAGGCUCUGUUCACUAUAAUAUUGACGCCUUAGAGAUUCUCGAGCACCAAUCUAUCACUUAAGCUUGACUUAAUAUUUGCCUUUAGUGUCCCUUUAAGCAUUAACCUACAUAUAAUCGCCGCCGUCUUAUUGGUGUUCUCAUUUCAUCCUCUUCUUGCCUUCCCUAUGCAGUCUGCAUGUUUUAAAGCGCUCUUAGAUGCGGUGAAGAGUUGAUGCUAGUGAAUGUCAGAAGUAUUCAAUUACCUGGUCACAGUACAACAUCUAGGCAACAUGUAUAGUGGGUAAAUUAAUGUUUAGCUAUAAAGUCACGGCUACCUGCUUUAUCUACAUAGCACAUUUAUUUGACAUGCUGAAAAAAUCGCACUUCAGGGCGCUUGUAACUCCUUCAAAUGUGAUCAGCAUUCGGUAGGUCAUAAGUUCUUGUUGUGAUAGAUAUGGAGAUUGAAGCAAUAAUAUUGUGGAACAGCCCUUUAGUAACAAGGAAAUUUUGGGGCCUCUAAAAUUUAAAGUUGGAAAUCUUUUACAAAAUAGUGUUUUACAUUAUACUCAUGAUGGCUGCUUCACUUCACCACCCAUCUAUGUAUAUACAGAUUCAGUUGUGCCAUGCUGGCAGUUCAAUAAUGCAUUUUUUAAAUUUUCCAGGCAUUUUUUACCACGAAUAUUUUGUAAUCAGAAGUAAAAUUAUGCUGUUUUUGCAGUGUCAUACAUAUGUGUAUCUCGCCAUUAGAAUAUUUACAAAACUUUGAACACUUAUAAGCUGUGUGGUGACUGUGUGGUGACUUAGGGUCACUCAGGAAUAAAUAUUGCCUACUACUAGCCAUGUCUGCACUCUUUUGACAUUUUUUGUAAGCUAGUCCAUGCAGAGCACAAGCAAUAUUAUAUGACGGCCUCUCCAUGUUCCCAGUGACGAGUUAGUACCAAGUCAUGCAGAAGCAAAGAAAGGUGCUGUACUUGACAUUCAAGUGCUGUGCUUUUUUCUGCAUUUACAUAUUUCGCAUUUAUUUAUCUUUGGUUUUGUUUUCCUAGGUUUAGCCUUAAGAGAAGAUUUAGUGUUGUGCUACAAUUGUAGACAUUGCUUAAUUCAAGUAUCUGCAAGCGCUCUUGAUAAUGUUCUUGGCUUUGUAUAGUAUGUUAAAGGGCACAAGAAAUUUAUGGCUUUAUGGCUCAGCCAAACUGGGUAUAUUUGUGCUGAAUAAAUUGUUUUGUUACA